AUGGAGUUGUCAUGGUGCAAGUUCCUAUUCCCUGUCGGGACGUUUCCUCUGCAGCAAGCGAGGCAGGGACAGGACGUCCGAGCUGGUGCUGCGUGCUGGGCAAGGGAGGGAGAGGGAGAGGAGGAGCAGUUGAUGAGAAGUGCUCGGAUGGUGAUAGAGCUGCUGGAGCAAGAGGAGCGGUCAGGCAUCCCUUCGCAAAGAAUCGUCAUUGGAGGAUUCGGACAGGGAGCAACCGUAGCGCUGUUGACGUCGCUGCUGUGGGAGAAGAAGCUCGGCGGGAUCAUGUGCAUGGCCACCUUCCUCCCGGAGUUCUUGAGGAAGCGGAGCAUGCAGCCUCCUCUCGAUGUCUCAGUCGCUGUCGCGUCCCUCCCUGCCCUCUUCUGCCAUGGCAGCAAGGACCCUGUCGUCCCUCUCUCAGUAUGCCUGGGCUCGUACAAAGUGAGAGGGCAGGAGGCGUACAACUCCAACGACCCUGUCCAAGUCACUUCUCUUGACGGCGUCAAAGUCU
Molecule: messenger RNA, 508 nt
Organism: Guillardia theta CCMP2712
Lineage: Eukaryota; Cryptophyceae; Pyrenomonadales; Geminigeraceae
Exons: 7
Molecular function (GO): hydrolase activity
Source: RefSeq, a predicted model, not a curated record